Messenger RNA from Exaiptasia diaphana, 953 nucleotides. Its product is annotated as keratin, type I cytoskeletal 9. The record is from RefSeq and is a predicted model, not a curated record. NCBI's taxonomy places the organism in Eukaryota, Metazoa, Cnidaria, Anthozoa, Actiniaria, Aiptasiidae.
UAAAUACGACAACACGCCAUUGAUUGUUGCUGGAGGAGGGGCUGGCAUAGAAAACGCUAAAAACCACCAUUCUAGUUCUGACGGUAGUGUGUCUAUGUCUGGAAACCCUGGACAUGGUGGCAGUCAAUGGGCUGGUGGAAUAAAUGGCAAUGGAGCUACAAAGGCUGACAGUGGUUAUUCUGGUGGAGGUGGAGGUGGCUUUUAUUCAUCUGGUCGCAGCAGCAAGACAUUUGGCGGAUCUUUUGGCGAUGGCGGAGAGGGCGGAAAAGGAUUCUUACAGGGAGGUGUUGGAGGAAGAUCAAGUAGAUAUGAUGUUCCUGGUGGAUUUGGAGGAGGUGGAGGGCCCUAUGGGUGGGGUGGUGGAGCGGGUGGUGGUGGGGGAUAUUCAGGAGGGGCUAGUGGUGACGAUACCGUUGAUUCUUCUGGAGGAGCUGGAGGGUCGUAUAAUAGUGGAUCAGAUCAAAGCAAUACAUGCUGCUACAACAGCCAAGGUCAUGGCUAUGUUAUCAUCUCAAUAGUGUAAACUGUGAAAUUAACCUGUUGACAUAUUACUUUUGGGUGUGCUUUUCAAUUUAGUUCAAACUAUAAUCUUUUCCUCUGUUUGCAGAGGUUGCUGUGAAUGGAAUAUCACGCCCGUCAAUUUACAUAUUUUUUACAGAUAAUUCCGAUGGGAUAUGUAAUCUUUCACCAAAAAUAUCCUUAUGUAAAUAUAAGUAGAGAUGAAGGUUUUUAGAUUUCAUUAUUCUAAGCACAAACUUUUUAGAAAUCGUUGACCGUCAACGUUAUUGUCUUGUGAAUUAGAAUAGUUGCGUUUCGCGAACUGUUGUCCACUUUGCUAAAUUGUGUGUAACUCGAAAUAAUUCAAACGGUUUUUAUUGCCUUCUAUAUUCAUAGAUCUCAUGCUUUUGCACGGAUUGUUACGGAAUAAAAGAAUAAAUUAUCUUAAAUCCUUA